Messenger RNA from Patella vulgata (common limpet), 4253 nucleotides. RefSeq lists its product as uncharacterized. Gene Ontology annotation, molecular function: adenylate cyclase inhibiting G protein-coupled glutamate receptor activity. NCBI's taxonomy places the organism in Eukaryota, Metazoa, Mollusca, Gastropoda, Patellidae. Gene Ontology annotation, cellular component: membrane. The record is from RefSeq and is a predicted model, not a curated record. Gene Ontology annotation, biological process: G protein-coupled receptor signaling pathway. The transcript has 6 exons. Bases 1 to 2811 code for a protein of 936 amino acids.
AUGUUGGAGUUAAUGUUGGAAUUGCAAUGGAACUACGUAGGGAUAAUUUAUGAAGAUGACGAUUAUGGUAAAGAUGCAGCUCAACUUCUGAAAAAACUGACAUCGGGUAAAGGCAUCUGCGUUCCUGUUUACUCUUCGUUUAAUAACACAAAUAGUGACGAUACGUUUCAACUAUUUGUAAAGAAUAUUUUGGAUCUUAAAGUGGGUGGCAUCAUUUAUAUUGGCUCCGAGAAUUUAAUUACGAAAUUGUUGGGAUUAUUCCAGUCGUCGUCUUUAGUCCGUGACAUUGAAAUAAUCCUAUCAGAAUCCAAUAGACUGAAUUCUCUUUAUUUACGGAGACUUGGGCAAGAAUAUUUCUCCAUUUCUAGAGGAAUAUUGGUAACAAGUGCCCCUAAAAUUGAGUUACAGGAAUUUACUGAAUACUGGAAAAACAUAAAGACCAAAACAUUUUCCCAGUCGUGGAUUAGUGAAACAGGCGAUGCUGGGAUUCUGGAUUCUAAACAAUCUGUGUAUGUAAAUUACGCUGUGAAAGCAGUUUUGGUUUUAGCUAAUCUGUUAAAGAAACUGAGUCAAAAGCAUUGUAGUGGUAGCAAUACCAUUUGUCCACAACUUCGUCAUUUAUCUAAACAAACAUAUAUUGAUGAAAUGGCCGACUUAAAAAUAAAUCUUACGGCAGAAUUUCCAUACACAUCCCAAAUGUUCCAGAAUACCUUAGCUGAGAAUAUCACUUUCAAAACCAACAGAGAAAUUAACUACAACUCCGAACCGAAUCGGCAAGAAUACGAAGUCUUUAACUUUCAACAAUGCACUGGAGUUACAAACUGCAGAUUUAUAAAGGUUGGUGAUUACAGACUGGGGACGCUGAGUCUAAGCAGAUCUCUCAUAAGUAGUUAUCCUUUGGGAGAGAGCCAAGGCCCAAACACCAGAUUUCCAUCUGUUCAAUGUCCUAACGGGACUGACUGUAUAAAAUGUAUCCCGUCUGAUAUAUCUGACCAUGUUAUAUUUGUGGAAGGAGAUUGGUACGUUGUGGCGGUUGUCCCUGUAUUUAUACCUGAUGAAACAAAUGCAUUAAUCUGCACUAACACCAUCAGAGAUUCUUUGGGGAAUGACAUCGCCGAAAGCAUCAAAUUUGCUAUUGAGGAGAUUAACAACCCAAACAACACAUUGAUAUCUUCUAAAAAGAAAUUAGGGUUGAUUGUGAUAAAUGGGUGUGCAUCUGAACUUGUAAUUAAAGACAAAAUGUUACGUUUACACAAAGGAACUUAUGAACUCAGACCCGGAAUGAAAAGUUCAGAGAUUAAUCACAGAUUUCUUGGUUAUGUUGGAGGGAUGAGCGGAAGUAUGAGUGCGGCCAUGGCUGCAGUUCUGGCUAAACUUGGUUACAUCCAAGUAUCCUACGCCUCGACCAGCCCACUUCUUAGUGACAGAACUCUUUAUCCCUAUUUUCUGAGAAUACCUACUGCAGACGACCAACAAGCAAAAGUCGUUAUUGAUAUAGUUACCUCCCUUGAUUCAAACAUCAUCCAAGUUAUUUACACCGAGGGGGCCUAUGGAGGUGGUGCUCAUUCCACAUUGGAGAAACUUGGCAAGGACGCAGGAGUAUGCGUUAUAGGUCAUCAAAUUCCCGUAACCACCGAAUACACUUUGUAUAAUGGUUUGCUGGCUAAGUUAAGAGAAACUCCACAAGCUAAGUUAGUGGUGACUUUUGUAAGGUCACAUGUUUUUGAGCAAGUUGUAAAAGCUGUGACUGAGAGAAUGGCGGAAAGUGAAUUCAUAUUUAUUGGAUCUGAAACAUGGGGAAGCAGAGAAAGUGUCAUUCCUGAACAGCAACGCAACGUUUAUGGGUCUCUGAGUAUUGCUUUAGAGUUGCCUAACAUUCCAGCAUUCGUCUCCUAUCUCACCAAGCUAAAUAUCAAUGACCCGUCUGAUCCAUGGCUCCGUCAAUUCUUAGAAAAGGGAGGAAAGUGCAUAUUUACCGGAAGUUUCCAAAGAGCUGUGAAAGACGAAGUCCUUGGUAAAACCAAAGAGUGUGACUUGGAAAGUUUGGCGAAGUCACUUUAUGACCAAUGGAUACCAUUUGCUGUGGCCUCAACAAAGGCUUUGGUUAAAGGCUUAGAAAAUGUUCUCAGUUCUACACAAUGUGGUCAGCCUGCAACGUCGUGCCCUGAACAAAACCCCUCACUGUUGGCAGAAUACAUGAAGAAGAAUGUGAAGUUAGAUUUAUAUGGUAAAGGCAGCCAGGAAAGAGUUUUUGAUGAUAAUGGUGAUGGUGUUGUCAAAUACAAAAUAAUGCAUAUUGCUGCAGGAGGAAAACCAUAUACACAAGUUGGGUCAUGGUCCAAAUCACAAGGCAUCAUCUUCGAUAAAGAUUCGUUAACCUACCCUGUUACAGAUUAUAAUUCUGUAUGUCUAACAGAUCAUACAUGCAACAAAUGUUUCCCUGACAAGAUGCAGAAAGAAAGUCCGAAGAAGUCCACAGAUUUGACAACUCCUGCUCUCGGUGUGCUAGCAUGUCUCCUGGGUAUUGCCGUUGUCAUUAUAGUCAUUCAGUGUUACCGAUCGCGUCGUGAUUUAACAUUGAAGGAACCACAUUAUGCUGAAGCCGUGGACAACUGUAGGAAUGAUAACGACAGAGAUUCGACCAAUCGUUCAGAUUGGUAUUUAACAGUCUCGUCCACUAGCGGUUCAGGGUCGCACACUCAUUCGACAGAUGACACGUAUUUAACAGCUCAGACAGAUGACACGUAUUUAAAAGCUCAGCCAGAUGAAACACCCCAACCAUGCCAAUCAAUACCAUCUAUCAGUAAUUAAUUAUAUGUUUUCACCUUUUUCUCCCUUUUGUGUGAUGAAGCUUUUGUAGGCCAAAAGGCCCCCAUUUCGAUUCCCGGUGUGGACCGAGUACGUCUUUCGCGAUUUUUCAAGAUGGCCUUCACUCGCCAGGGGUGGCGCUUGCAAAGCUGGCAAAGGAAGUAUGUCUGGUCGGUUUGAGGGAGAUUACAAAACGACAAAAAUAGUAAGAAGUCUGUGCAUUACCAUGUUGUUAUUAAGUAUAGAAUAAAUAAAAACAAGGUAAUGCACGGAAUAUUCCUAUUUUUCUCGUUUUCCCUUGGCUAGUGACAUUCAAUUACUUUUUUAAAUUAUCAGAUAUCCUCUCAUAGCCUAACAUAACAACUCUUGGUCUUCGAAGGAAUUAUUAGAGAGCAGACAUUUGCCCGUGUAUCCGUUAUCAGUCGUCACUUCAGUCAGUUAUAUAGAAGGAUAACUCGUGUUUUCCUUUUGCUUUUGUCACUUUCUUUUUUUUGAAAUCUUCAUAACGCAUCUAUCGUAGCAAUGAUCUCUGUAUUAAAGUUAUAUUUGGAACGUGUUAACCAGUUUUAUCACAUAUGUGAUAAUGACUGACACCAAUAUUGUCCUUUAAUUGUUUAUUUUUGCAUGUAGAUUCUUUUGCUACUCUCCUCUUUGUGGAUGACAGGAAUAUUGGUACACGGAUAUCAAGAUAUACAUGGUUGCUGUCAUUAAAAAGUUUGAUCAUGAAUAUAAGUUGCAAGAAUACAUUAUCUAUGAAUAUUAACGAGUGUUGUUUGUAAACUAAGAACGAAACUUAUCCCCAUGCGCUACUCAUCUUCAUGUUGCUUUUCUUGUUAUUUAUCUCCCUUGAGUGGUAAAAUCAUACAAUAUUUACAAUUGAUCAAAAGUUAUUCUCUUGUAAAACGAAAACCACUAACUAUUCCAAGCACAAUUCUAACUCUUUUGGUAUUAUUCUGACUUCCUCGCAGAAUAUGUUUGAAUAUGUCAAAGGGGACAUUUUAAAAUAAAUGAAAUGAAACGUUCUACCAUUCUAAGCAACAGAUAUAAUGGAGAUGGACACAUCACAUGCAAUGUGAUAAAUUUUUCCCCUGCAGCGGCGUUUCCGGACAGCGACGUUUCCAAACAGUGGGCUUUCCCGGCCAGCCACGUUUUUGGACAGUAGGCAUACGCGGAGGAACCUCAAUUUUCUUUCAUCUAAACGGUUUUCCUUGCUAAGCCCCCGGCCAACAUCGGGAUCGAACUUGGAACCUCCUUGUUAGUGAGCCAACCCCCGGUUCUGCAUCUCGGCCACCACCGCAAUCGAUCCCGGAACUUCCUUGUUAGCUAGCCCACAACCUAACCCAGCAUUUAAAAAAAUUACAGGAUUAUCUUCAUACGUUUUCGUAAAUUUCCAUUAUAUUGAGCUAUAUCCCAAUAAACGAGAUGUGUUGAUAUAUAUAAUUAUG